Molecule: messenger RNA, 1296 nt
Organism: Linnemannia hyalina
Lineage: Eukaryota; Fungi; Mortierellomycota; Mortierellomycetes; Mortierellales; Mortierellaceae
Source: the annotation of a GenBank genome assembly
AUGUUGGCUGCUUCCUCAAGAUCCAUCGCCCGUGUCGCCUUCACCCGCGCCACCCUCCGCCCCACCGUCGCCAUCGGCGUUCGCUUCUCCUCCGUCUGGACCAACGUCCCCAUGGGUCCCCCUGAUGCCAUUCUCGGUGUCACUGAGGCCUUCAAGAAGGAUACCGACCCCCGCAAGAUGAACCUCGGUGUCGGUGCCUACCGUGAUGAUGCCGGCAAGCCCUUCGUCUUGUCCUGCGUUCGCAAGGCCGAGGCCAAGAUUGCUGCUGACAACCUUGACAAGGAGUACGCUGGAAUCACCGGUGUCCCAGAGUUCACCAAGGGAGCUGCUAUCCUCGCCUACGGCGCUGACAGCGCUCCCUUGAAGGAGGGUCGCGUCGCCAUUACCCAGACCAUCUCCGGUACCGGUGCUCUUCGUGUCGGAGGUGAAUUCUUUGCCCGUUGGUUCCCUACCUCCAAGAAGAUCUUUGUCCCCACCCCCACCUGGGGCAACCAUAUCCCAAUCUUCAAGGAUUCCGGCCUCGAGGUCAACCACUACAAGUACUUUGACAAGAAGACCAACGGUCUCGACUUUGCCGGCAUGGUCGCCGACAUCAAGGCCGCCCCCAAGGGUUCCAUCGUCUUGUUGCACGCUUGCGCGCACAACCCUACCGGUGUCGACCCCAGCCAGGCUCAGUGGGAUGAGCUCUCGAAGGUUGUCAAGGAUGCUGGCCACUUUGCCUUCUUCGACAUGGCCUACCAGGGCUUCGCCUCGGGAAGCACUGACAAGGAUGCCUAUGCUCUCCGCAAGUUCGUCAAGGACGGCCACUUGGUUGCUCUCUCCCAGUCCUUUGCCAAGAACAUGGGUCUCUAUGGUGAGCGUACCGGAUCGUUCUCGUUGGUCACCUCGUCUGCCGAGGAGAAGGCCCGUGUCGACUCUCAGAUCAAGAUUGUUGUCCGCCCCAUGUACUCCAACCCCCCCGUCAACGGAGCCCGCAUUGUCUCGACCGUCUUGAACAACCCUGAGUUGAACGCUGAGUGGUUGGGAGAGGUCAAGUUGAUGGCCGACCGCAUCAUCACCAUGCGUGCCCAGCUCAAGAACCACCUCGUCAACGACCACAAGUCCAAGGUCAACUGGGACCACAUCACCAACCAGAUCGGUAUGUUCUGCUACACUGGUGUGACUCCUGAACAGGUUGAGAAGCUCAAGAACGAGCACCACGUCUACUUGACCAAGGAUGGACGUAUCUCUGUUGCCGGUAUCUCUAGCCACAAUGUUGCCUACCUCGCCAAGGCCAUCCACGAGGUCACCAAGUAA